AUGGAGAGCUAUACAGUUACAAAAACUACUAAUCACAGUCUUAUCCAUCGGGGUGCAGCUAAUACUCUUCGCAAUUUCGGUAGUAGUGGCAAACAUCGUCGAUCUGAAAAGCCUGUUAUUAGUGUGCUCAGUGAUUUUCACUUGGUGUCUUCAAUCCUCGAUGUUGAUAUCAUACCGUGGACUUUAAGAAGUGCCUUAGUUGAUCCAUUUCGGGAUGAGCGAGAUUCCGGUGAAAUUCUCUUCACGCCUAUUGCUCUUCUACUCGGCCUAAGCAUUCCUAUUUGGUGGCCGGAAAAUUUGAAGAAUACGGAUAUGACGGUCAGUAUUGGUCAUCUAUGCUAUGAAAUGCGUGUAAAACCGACGUCAUGGACAGGUAUAUUGUCCAUAGCUAUAGGUGAUAGUUUUGCUGCAUUAGUUGGAAAGGCUUAUGGUAAACGUCGCUGGCCUGGAUCACAUCGAACCUUGUUAGGAUCUUCAGCUUCCUUUCUAACGCAGAUUAUUGCCUGGACUGGUCUUUCCUAUUAUUAUUCUUGGCCGUGGACUUCAGGGUUGCUUCCACUGUUGUCUGGAGUUGUCGUUGAAGCGUACACGGAACAGAUUGAUAAUCUGGUUGUACCGCUUGUUGUAAUGUUCACUUUUCUGUAUGCCAAUACUAAUUAUAGCAGUUUCGUCUACAAUAUUAUCCCAUAG
This is a messenger RNA of Trichobilharzia szidati, 690 nucleotides long. NCBI's taxonomy places the organism in Eukaryota, Metazoa, Platyhelminthes, Trematoda, Strigeidida, Schistosomatidae. The record is from the annotation of a GenBank genome assembly.